AUGGCGACCAAGAUACAAGCACCGUGUUGGGCAGACGGCCUCGCGUGCCCCUCCCUACGUGGACUAGACCCUGCCAAGCUUGCUCGGGAUCUGGUGUCGAGAUCGGCAGCGUCCGUGGCAAGCGCUGGCGGCAAAGGAGGCGGGGUCUCUGUGGCAACGGUGGAUGAAGUGUUCGCGCUCGUUCAACUGGGGCUCGAUGACAGGCAACCAACACCAGCAGCAGCGGAGGCCGGAAUCACCCACAACUCGCCGGAAGCAGAAAAGGCUUUCCGGUCAGCCCUUGCUCCGGGGGCGCUCGGCCUAGUGCCCAAGCUUGCCGCGGCGCUGCAACACCGGGAUGGACACUUGGCCACUGAUGGUUGUGGCGGCGGUGGCGUUGGUGGUGCCGAAAGCGCCGCGCGCGAUCAAGAGCAGCAGCCGGUUUCGCGAAGCGGACGGGGGCAAAGGGACGCUGUGGUGCUUGCGGCAGGACACUUAACAGCAAUGGAGCAGCUCGUGACUCGACAGAACAACACGCCCGCGCUCCUGAUGGCGCACAACGCCCUCGCCAAGCUGCUCAAGAACAACUGGCCAUGGCUCGUGGGGGGCGUGGUGGACGCGCCGCGGCUGCUGUCGCGGCUGUGCGAGAUCUAUCGCGACGGGCUUGAUCAGCUUAAGAUUGCGUUGGCGCAAGCGGAUGCUAAGCACGCGGCAUCCGGCGAGGAACAUAGCUGCGUGAACAGAUCUGCAGGAGGAGGAGCGGGAGACACAGCGCACCUCAAGAAGUUCGGGAAGCUGCUGGCCACCUUCGGCACGCGGAUGGCGUGCUUGCUGCGGCACCUGGGGCCGGAGUGUCCGCCUCGGGAGAGGCGGGCAGCGUUCAGGCUGUACGCGAAGGCCACCGCCUCUGUGUACCCGGGCCUGCUCGCCUCGCUCCGCGCGCGGGACUUUGUCGGUGACGAUGCAGCUACUGCUGGGGGGGUCGCAGGCUGCAUCAUCUACCCGAAAGCAGUGGAGGCGUUUGUGUCCACCACCGACGAGCCACCCUGCUGUCAGAGCGGUGUGUCAGCAACAGGACGCGGCGAAAACGGGUCGCGUAGUCCGCCAACGAGCAGCAGGAAGGUCGGCCCUUUGGUUGACGCGGGUGGAUCGAGUUGUGCCGCAUUCUCUUCUGCGGGAGGAGUAGCAGAGCGAGAACGGAACCUCCGGCCGUCAUGCCGCUGCUACGAAGGGACGACGACCGGACCGCUCUCGGGGCGGAGGCACGACCCGUGGGAAGCUCUAGAAGCGUUACGCCCAACGCCGAAUCGACCAACGCCGAAUCGACCACCGCCAAUUGCGGAUCCAUCCCGCACCAGCAGCCGCAGCAGUGACGCAAGCGCCGCCACGGAUGAUAGCCGCGACGCCGUUCACGAGCCGGAGUCGUCGGUGGACCCGCUGGGGGCGGUCUUGCUGCUGUGCGAGUUUCUGCGACGGGGGUACGGUACUGCGCCGGCGGCAGGGGGGGCCCGGGGGCCCCGUCGUGAGGCGUGCUGCGCCUGGGUGCUAGACCACCUGGCGGCGCUGUUUCCCGGCUGGGUGGAUUCUGCCGCCGGCGGCGGCGGCGGGCAAGGAGGAGCGGCCGCCGCUCUCACGGGAGAGGUUUCCGCCACGUUGGGCGUGUUUGUGUGCCGCCGGGCAAUGGACGGGGAGUUCCAAGAGGCGCAGGUGCAGCUUAUCGAGGGCUGCUCGUGUCACCCGCACCCCGUCUGCCGCGAGGUGUGGGUAGGCGCCCUGAAAGUGUUUCUCGGCAGGUGCGAUUCCGCCGCCCAGGAAGCCUGCAUCCAGAGCCUAACCAACGCGGCGCUGGACCCGCGAGUCUCUCGCCGUUGCCGCCGUCGCCUCGGCCGCGCUCUCGCCGCCGUCUGCGUCGCCAUGACAACCGGUGUUCCGCUGGCCGACAGCGGCAGCCCCACCGGCGGCCCUUCCGCGUCCGCCGCCGUUCCCCUGCUCCUCCCCCGCGCCCGUGCCGGCCUCUUCCAGGCCUGCCUGUCUCGGCUACGUGGAGAACAGCUAGACGAGGACAGCAGCGGCGACAGUAGCAUUAGGGCAAGCGGCGGCCGCGGCGGUGGCGGCGGCGGUGGCGGCAGCGGCGGUGCGUGCGCCCUGGAUCUCCUCCGGGCACUGCCUUCGUGGAGAUCGUUUUCUGGGGUAAACGGCGGCGGCCAUGACGACGAAGAGCUUACAGCCGCAAGCGCCUCCUUCGCCAGGACGUCGGCGACGACGGCCGACUUGCUUCGCAGCGAAGCAGCAAGAGGAGUCCGGGGGGAGCAUUCGCCCGGUAGCAGCCUCCGGCAACGGGAGGAAGAAGACAACUUGGUAGCGGGAGCGAGGUUCCUGGCGGCACGCCCGCAGCAAGAGCGGAAGCAAGCGGCCGGGGCCGAGGUCGACAUGGGAGGAGAAGCAGAGGGGGGGCUGGGUGCGGCUGCGCGAGAGGUGGCGAGAGAGCUGGGAGGCAUGCUUACGUCAUCGGGGCUGUCUGGAGGACUGUCGGAGCGCGCCCUCUCGGCGAUCACUAGGCUAGUAGCGAGGGAGGACCCCGACAGGCUGCCGCAGCUGUGCUCCGUGGUGGCGAGGGAGGCGGUAGAUGGCAGGGUUGGCGGGGAAGCGGUGCUGGCCCUGGCGGAGGGCUUGUCGUCAGUGGGACAGCGUCAGCCGCUCCCAUCGAAGGGAAGAGCUGGCAACAUUGGGUUUAACCGUUUGGAAGAGUGUCCUCCAAGAUGGGUUCGGGGUACUCUUCGGUUCUCGCUUGUGGCCCGUCGUCACGGCAGCCAUGGAAACGCUGUGGCCAGAUGCGUCGACCCAAGCAUCACAGCGCUCUUGCCUCGGCAGAUCCCUGAGCAUCGCCUGGCCGCCUUCAAGGGCCGCCUAGGGAGACGAACCGUGUACCUGGACGGUGGAGGACCGAUAAAGCUCGAGGAAAUCCGUGAACGUGGCUUGGCGGAAACCCGCGUCUUGAGUGCGGCAGCGGUGGCUCUAGCGGCCAAAAGGGGUACCACCGAGUCUGAGGGGCAAACACGACAGAUUGUUUUGAAGGAGGGGGGCGAUCUGAGCGCUCUUGCCGGCUUGCUCGCGAACACCGUCACCGGGAUUCGCUUGCUCAGCGAGCGGGAGGGGGGAGGGGUGUGCCUCACUCUAAAGGGGGGGGCGUGGCCUGUUUAGCCGCUUCCUCGGCAGGCCUUCCUCUCCCGCUUUUCGGGUCGCGGAGUUCGGCAAAGCGAGCCCAGGCAGCGUCAUGAUGGUUGUGCAAAUUCAAUGUUCACAACUUAGUACACGCUCGACCACGCAGCCCUUGUGAGCCUUAGACGACAUGAGUUACUAGUAGCACUGUAGGGGGGGGGGCGAUCCGCAUCCUUUGGA
Messenger RNA from Ectocarpus siliculosus, 3378 nucleotides. The record is from the annotation of a GenBank genome assembly. NCBI's taxonomy places the organism in Eukaryota, Phaeophyceae, Ectocarpales, Ectocarpaceae.